Aedes albopictus (Asian tiger mosquito) is the source of this 4024-nucleotide messenger RNA. RefSeq lists its product as uncharacterized. Bases 1856 to 3880 code for a protein of 674 amino acids. Lineage: Eukaryota; Metazoa; Arthropoda; Insecta; Diptera; Culicidae. The record is from RefSeq and is a predicted model, not a curated record. Gene Ontology annotation, molecular function: zinc ion binding; nucleic acid binding. The transcript has 3 exons.
AUAGUGUUACGUUAGAGAAAAUAUUUUGAGUCAUUUUGAGUUAUUUUGUUAAGUGUGCAUACCAAAAACAUUACGUCCAAACGUCAAAGUUAAAACCACUGGGAACCGUGCAGAGAACGUUGGCUUGAAAUCAAACAAGGUACAGAGAGUUUACUUGCCGAACGGAAAUCAACGACAUCCGCUUGACACACACAUCAACACUCGGAAAGAUCGGCACAAAGCACGAAGUGGAGUGAUGACCGGUGGCUUGACCAGCAAGCAGAAAACAUCGUGCUGCCGGACGAUAAGGACGGAUGCGGUGUGACCGCCAUCGGAACAGUCGCCUUCGGAACUAAGGUCGCACAGCAAGUACCGCUUUCACCCGUGGGUCUGAGGAGAAACCGGACGGAAAUUUUAGCUGGCAAAAAAUCGCUCAUUUGCUGAGCAUCAGCACGGCGCUCCUUCUCCGAUCGCGAACUGGGACAUGCAUGAACCGCUUCGAAGAGGGUCCAUCAACCGAUCAUCCGACCGCACGUUUCUCGGGCGGCGUCGCACGCGAUCUUCGUUCUAAGUGGGAAUCACGCUCAUCGAACAGCACUGUGUCCUUGUUGGACUGGUGUGCCUUGCACAAAACACGAAUUGCAUGCACCAUUCGACGAGCAAUCCGUAGGAAACAGCACCAUUCUAAACUGCACGGUUGUUGGCAGGCACAGCGUACCCGCAAAGUGUGCGGCGGUGGAUGAUACGAGUUAAAACCAGAGCAACCACCUAGGUGAGUCCCUUUGACCGUAGUGUGACAAGCGUGGACUAACGGAACCCUUCUCCCCAGAUCUAAACCUAGCCACACAGAACGAACUCGACGCCCAGCGAUUGGCCAUCCACGGGAUCUGUUACAAACGGAAAAGCCUUCAUAAGAAGUAGGUUCCCCAUCCUCGCCAUUAAUAGGGGACCUCGAGAUACUAAUUUGAGUACGUGUCAGGGCUUUUCUUUCAGAGCCUCGAAUCUUUUGGCAGCGUCCACCCGGACGGCUCCACGGACGGGAUCCGACUGGAGGCAGACGUGGGCAAGCGAGACACGAUCACCACCGUACCGGAGCAACCUGCAGUGAGCAGCGAGAAGCCACGGAGGACGCAUUCGCCACACCGGAAUACGGUUCCGACUUCUAAGACGACGGGGAAAAGAAGAGCCGUGUCCAGCCCGACGCAUCACCCGGCUCGCAUCAGAUUGCCCUGGGUCAUCCCGGACGACUGUCCGGACGGAAAUCGAUUGGAGACGGACGGGGGCAAGCGAAACACGGCCACGACGUACUGCAGUAGCCUGCGGCGUGUAGCGAGAAGCGACGGAGGAAAAUUCGUCUCACCUGAAGACGACUCGGGCUUCCAAGGCCGACAGUGGUUCCAGUCGACGCGUCAGUCCGUGCGCAUAUCCAUGAGCGGACAUUUGUGGACUUGCGAAAUGUGGGCGUAUCAAGCCGAGUGAUAAGCGGCGCGGAGCCGACAAGAAGACGGGUGCACCCAGGAAGAAAACGAGCGUGAGUACCGAAGAAGAUUAUGUAGUAUGGGAAGAAACUAGUUAGAAGCUAGGGAUCAGAAGGCAGGAGACAGAAUGUUUGGGAAAACGUAAUAAAGGGUUUGCACACUGAAUUUGAAACUUUGCGUCUUAUGUUGUUAGCCGGUCCGAUCAAUGCCCCUUUCUCACCAGCAACGAUCGUUUCACAACAUUGGCGCCCAACAAAACGAACCAUUUUAGUUUGUGGUUUGUAGAUUUUAGAAUUUGUGUUCUGUUUGUAGCACAAUUCUCUUAUUUUGUAGCACAUUUGUAGAACCUACCACUUUUUUAGUUUUUGUCUAGUUGGCUAAUUAAGACCUUUUGGAUCAUGGAUCUAGCAAGCCUAUCAGAAGAAGAGAUCAGUUACGAACUGGCCUUGCGCCACGUGAACAAUCUCGGGGCACUUCCUCGCAGGGCAAGAGCAGUUCGCUUGCGUGCUCUUAUGCAGGAUGAUGAAAUAAAAGGAAUACUUUACGACAAUUCCUCCCAUGUUAUGGAUGUGGGAGACAAUAUCAGUCAAUGUCAAUCUCGCGUGCGCGAAUUAAUACCCGAAGUGGAAGCAGCAUUGAAGCGCGGUGAUCUCCCAGCAGUUCGUUUACUACGGUCGCGGUUAGUGCACUAUCGGGACAGACUAUCCAUCGUGGAUCCACCGGUAGCUUUCCUCGACACACACGCAGCCGUGGCGCUUUUAGUGCAGUUUUCCCUGGAAGAUGUGGACGAUGCGCUAGGAAGAACGAAGAAAAGUGCCAGACCAGUGAACAGUGACAGUGCUAACAGAAGCAGUACCGGUGCAGUUCCAAAAGGGACCACACAAUCUUCGACCGUGACUGAAGGAGACUUCCUAGGAUUCGACGAGAAUGGAAAUCCAGUCAACCAUUCGGGUACAUCGAAUCAAGCGUCCAUCAUCCACGCUGAGCGACAACAGCGACAUACAGCAUCUCCAGUGACCGAGCCGACAGCAGCUAGACCUCAACGCGACAGCUCAACACUCCACGACAACGAGAGAGGCGCUGCAUCGUUAGAAGCCAUGCGUACCACGCGAGGAAGAGGUUGGAGCGCGGUUGGUCAGCGAGUCGUCCCGAACAACAGGUUUGAAGCGCAGAAAAACUCCAGCUGGCGAGAACCAACGAUGGGCAGCACCAUUCCACCACCGCCAUAUGAACCGAUAAGAACCGAUGCGGGCGAAGCUGAUGCGAGAGGUGACUACAACCAACUGCGGGCCGAUCUACUGCGACAGCUGAACUACAGGGCGCAAGAACACGUUCCAAGACCGCUGUUAGAAGAAAGAAGAACACUGAAGGCCAUCCAUAACUGGCCGUUCAGAUACAAAGGCGAGAAGGAUGGGUCGUCGCUGAACACCUUUCUGCAACGUGUGGAGAUUUUCGCUGCAUCGGAAGGAGUAACGGAGGAUGUGCUGCUGAGGAACGUCAAACAUCUGCUUCUGGACGACGCGCUCAACUGGUACAGCAAUGUAUACGUGUCGGGAGAGUUGGUAACCUGGGACGAUUUCAAGCGGCUGAUCAGACAAGAAUUCUUGCCGGCGAGCUACGCCUACAUUCUGCGGGCCGAAGCAUACCACCGCUUGCAGGGCGAAGAAGAGCCGUUCUCCAAAUUCUACCAAGAUAUAUCCACUCUCUUCCAAUACGUAGAUCCUCCGGUGACUGAUCAAGAGAAGCUGUUCAUCAUCAAGAAGAACAUGAACUCCACGUAUGCUCCGAUUGCCGCAUCACACCACUCCAUACGUCUGCUGGUGAAGGCGUGCAAAGAACUAGACGAACUCCGGAAGCUACAGCAUCAUCAGCGACGCAUCUCGCUACCGUAUGGGGCACUGAUUGAACCAGCGCUGGCUACUCCGAACUCUUCGCUGCGUCCGUCGAAGCCACAACUACCGCUCCAAAGAUUUGGAAAGGUUCAUGCUAUGGAAACGGAAAGCUUUCACAGUUAUGGAGAAAGCUGUUCGCCAACAGCCUACAGUGCAGAAGCAGAACAGGUAGCGCAGGACGAAGAUAAGAUGGACCAGCGGAUGGAAGCCCUGUUACAGCAGGUGAAUGCGUUGAAGCUGAGAUUCGACCGUCGAGAAGCCGUAGGAAGGCAGUCACCCAACCAACAGUUCCCACAAAUGUCAGCGAGCAAUCCUAACAACCAUCGCCAAGUUCCUGAGGCAAACAACGCUCGAGAUCCACCGGCGGCGAUGAUCUGCUGGAACUGUGACGAAGGGGGACACCGGUUUAUGGACUGCGCCAAACCCCAGGCAGUACUGUUCUGCUAUCGCUGUGGACAAAAGGGAUUCUCGUUGCGAAGUUGCCCGACCUGUCUUCAACGCUCGGGAAACGCGCAAGCGGGGAGCCAGUAACAGAGGGUAGGACAUCCUCGCCUCAAUUCGACGAUCCCUCUACAAUUCCUGACCUAGCUCAGAUCAACUCACUGAUCAUCAACCCCGACAACGACAAUCGUCCGCACGCAGUGGUAGACAUACUCGGGAAACAAGUUACCGGAU